This is a messenger RNA of Rotaria sordida, 3063 nucleotides long. The record is from the annotation of a GenBank genome assembly. Lineage: Eukaryota; Metazoa; Rotifera; Eurotatoria; Philodinida; Philodinidae.
AUGAAAUUCUUAAGUGGUUCACCAUUAACAGAUAAAUCACAAACAAUUCUUUUAUCACUUGAAUGGACUGAACGUUUGGAUAAACGACCAAUAGAUCGAACAAGUGAUGAUCUUGAUAUUAUAUUUUCCAAAUUAAAAGAUAUUAAAGCUUUUGAAAAAUUUCAUCCAUUACUUAUUCAACAACUUUGUUAUUAUAGUUAUUUUGAAAAUUUAGAAAAAGGUGUUACACUUUUUCGUACAGGAGAUCUUGGUGCUAAUUGGUUUGCUAUUCUUAGUGGAAAUGUUGAUGUUUGUGUUCCAUCUGAAAAUGGAAAAGGUCAUACACUUAUUUGUAGUCUUGAAGCAGGUGCUGCUUUUGGUGAAUCAAUUUUAUAUGAUACACCUCGGAAUGCUACUAUAAUAACAUCAUCAUCAGUUAUGCUUUUACGAGUUGAACAAAAAGAUUUUAAAAUUUUAUGGGAGCGUAAUAAACAAUAUUUACAUGGAGUCAUAACUAGUCUUAGUCAAUUAACCAAUACAUUAGAUCCAAAACGACGUGCAUCAGAAUUCGAUCCAUCACUCAUACCACAAGUAGCAACUAAUAAACUUCUAAAAGAUGAUCCAACUCGAAAUCCUGCAUUACCCAUAGUACCUAAUACAUCGGUGCGAAUUCAACAUGCGGCCUAUGUAUUACGAACAUGUAUACUUAGUAAAGCACCACAAAUGAUUCGUGAUCGAAAAUAUCAUUUAAAAAUACAUCGAAGUUGUUUAGUUGCUUCUGAAAUGGUCGAUUGGCUUAUUCAUCAAAGUCCUAUUGUUCAUUCACGUAGUCAAGCUGUAGAUAUGUGGCAAGCCUUACUUGAAGAAGGAGCUAUUGCACAUGUUUCUCAAGAACAUUAUUUUAAAGAUAAAUAUUUAUUUUAUCGUUUUUCUGGAGAUGAAGAUCGAACAUUAAUAAGACCAAGCAAUGUCGAACAAAAUCAAUGUGAACAACAAUUAGCUGAUGUUAUAUUAACAUUAGCUCAAGUUGGACCUGAUGCUAUGCUUAGAAUGAUUUUAAGAAAACCACGUCAUCAACGAACAAUAGAUGAUUUAGAAAUAAUUUAUGAUCAAUUAUUACAUGUUAAAGCAUUAUCACAUUUAUCAUCUUUGGUUAAACGUGAAUUAGCAGGUGUACUUAUUUUUGAAGCACAUCCAUUUAAAGGAAAAGUUUUAUUUACACAAGGUGAUCAAGGAAAAUUUUGGUAUAUUAUAUUAAAAGGUUCAGUUCAAUGUAUUGUUUAUGGUAAAGGUAUUGUAGAAACAUUUCAUCAAGGUGAUGACUUUGGAAAAUUAAGUUUAGUUAAUAAUUCACCAAGAAUAGCAACAAUUGUUUUAAAUGAAGAUAAUACACAUUUUCUUCGUGUUGAUAAAGAUGAUUUUAAUCGUAUACUUCGAGAUGUUGAAGCAAAUACAGUUAAAUUAAGAGAAUUUGGAAAAGAUGUACUUUUACUUGAAAAAGUUCCCAUUAAUGUUAAAACAGCUCAUGGAACAUAUCAAGUUUGUUACAAAUAUUUUGUUAUGUCUGGUAUAGUUGAAAAAAUGCUUGAAUAUUUUCUUGAAACAUAUUUAUGUGUAAAUUAUGAAGAAGGUGAUACAAGUCUUGAUGAUUUUCUUUCAACAUAUGUUAUUUUUAUGCCAAUAUAUCAAAUAUGUACAAGAUUACUUUCAAUUUAUAAAGCUAAACCACAACAACGUUUUGGUGAAAAUAUUGGUUUAGCUUUACAAGAAAAAGUUAAAGUAAUAAGAUUUAUACUUGAAUGGUAUGAUGCUUCAAGAGAAACAUUUUUUGAAGAUCCAAAAAUAAAUAUUUUUCUUGAUGAAUUAUAUGAUUUAAUUCUUGUGGAUAUGAAAAUUUAUCCACAAUUAAAAGAAGAAAUUACAUUAAUUAAAUCUAUUAUUGAAAAUGAUACAGAAUAUAAAGAUAUCCAUCUAAGAAAAUUACCAUGGAAACAACGAAAUAAUAUUGAUAAACCAAAUAUUAUUCGACAAUCGGAUGAAGUUAUUUUUAAAGUUUAUUGUGCUGAUCAUACAUAUACAACAAUGAAAAUGAGAGUUGAUACUCCAGCUGCAAAAAUAAUAAGAGUUGCAGCAGAUAAAUUAGGUUUACGUUCUGAUCAACCAGAUGAUUUAAAACUAUGUGAAGUUAAAUCUACUGGAGAACGAAUUCUAUAUAAAGAAACUGAUUUAAGUAUUUCUUAUGGAUUGUCAUUAAAUGGACGACUUUUUUUGGCACCCAGUGAUCAUCUUGAUGCUUUGGUACCUUUACCUGAACAAUCAAGUUUCUCAAGAGGUACAUGGCAAAAAUUAGAAAUGUUUGGUUCAAAAGAACUAGCCUAUGCAAUAACAAUGCAUGAUUAUCAAUUAUUUAUGGCUAUAAAUCAAUAUGAACUUCUAUAUCAAGUAUUUGGUCGAUAUAAAUUUGGAAAAAUCACAGCUAAUUUAGAUAGAUUUAUGAGAAGAUUUAAUGAAAUACAAUAUUGGGUUGUUACAGAAAUAUGUUUAACACCAACUUCUGGUAAACGUGUUCAACUUUUAAGAAAAUUUAUUAAAAUAGCAUCUUAUUGUAAAGAAUUUCGAAAUUUAAAUGCAUUUUUUGCUAUUAUGAUGGGUUUAAGUAACAUAGCUGUUAGCCGAUUAUCUCUUACUUGGGAAAGAUUACCAAAUAAAAUAAAACGUAUGUUUUCAGAAUUUGAAACUUUAAUGGAUCCAUCGCGAAAUCAUCGAAUUUAUCGUUCAACAUUAACUAAAUUAACACCACCGAUUAUACUUUUUAUGCCACUUUUAAUUAAAGAUUUAACUUUUAUUCACGAAGGAAGUAAAACUUAUUUAAAUGAAGGUUUAGUUAAUUUUGAAAAAAUGAGAAUGCUGUCUCAUACAAUGCGUACGAUGAAAAUUUGUCGUAGUCAACCAUUACAAUUAGAAAUUCCACAAGGUGCAAAAAAUCUGUUCGAAAUUCAAGAAUAUGUUCGUGAAAUGAAUAUUAUCGAUAAUCAACGUAUUCUUAAUCAAUUAUCAAAUAAAUUAGAACCACGACAAGCAUAA